AUGGCGGAAAUAGUGUACCCGCAAGGCUGCCGCCCAAUCACCGAUGACCUUGGACCAGAUGAACUUGUUCGAAGACUUAAGGCCCUGGCUCACACCCUACAAGGUCUGGGUCAGGAUGAGGGCAUGUACCAGCAGUACAUCCCUCUCGCUCUGCACCUCGCUGAUGAGUUCUUCCUCACCCACCCCUCGAGGGACGUGCAGUUGCUCAUCGCAUGUUGUAUUGCUGAUGUCCUCAGGGUGUAUGCUCCGGAAGCACCGUACAAGGAUCAAGAACAGGUAAAAACAAUAUUCUUGUUCCUCAUCAACCAACUCCAGGGUCUUCGGGACCCCAAGGACCCAGCGUUCAAGCGGUAUUUCUACCUGCUGGAAAACUUGGCCUACGUCAAAUCAUUCAAUAUGUGUUUCGAAUUAGAAGACUGCCAAGAGAUAUUUUGUGCGCUAUUCUCACUUAUGUUCAGGAUUGUCAAUACGGAACACUCGUCAAAAGUGAAAUCCUUCAUGCUUGACGUGCUCUGUCCACUCAUAACCGAGUCGGAUGUCGUUUCCAAUGAACUACUGAAUGUGAUCCUCGUGAAUCUCGUGGAUCCCAACAAACGUGACCACAAACACGCGUACGCGCUGGCCAAAGAGCUGAUAGUGAAGACCAGUGAGACAUUGGAACCGUAUAUACAGGCUUUCUUUAAUCAUGUAAUAAUUCUCGGAAAGGAAGAGAAGAAUCUUCUAAUAUUUUCUAAAGUAUAUGAAUUAAUAUACGAACUGAAUCAAUGUUGCCCGUCAGUUUUACUGUCAGUGUUGCCACAAUUAGAGUGUAAAUUGAAAUCAGCUCAUUUCCAAGAGCGAUUGAGUGCGGUAGCAUUACUUGCUAGAAUGUUCUCAGAACCGGGCUCUGACUUAGCGAAACAGUACCCGGCGUUAUGGCGAGCUUUCUUAGGUCGUUUCAACGAUAUAUCCGUACAGAUUAGAAUCAAAUGUGUCCAAUAUUGUAUGCAUUUUCUCGUACACCACCCGGAUCUUAGGAAAGAUAUAACGGAAACGCUAAAAAUGAGACAGCACGAUGCUCACGAACAAGUACGCUAUGAGGUCGUUAUGGCAAUAAUAGCGACCGCCCAAAGAGAUUUUCAAGCGGUUGCCGAAUCAGAAGAUCUUCUACAUUUCGUCAGAGAAAGGACGUUGGAUAAAAAGUUCAAAAUUCGCAAAGAAGCUAUGUCAGGGUUAGCUAUGAUAUACAAGAAGUUCUUAACAGAAGAAAGCGUACCGCCGGCCACGGAAAAAGCAGUACAGUGGAUAAAAGACAAAAUCCUACACGGGUACUAUAUGACGGCCCUAGAAGAUAGAUUAUUGGUAGAAAGACUGUUAAACACGUCAUUGGUCCCGUACACAUUGCCUCCCCAAGUGAGGAUGAAAAAGUUGUUCUAUUUAAUGUCGAAUGUGGACGAUAAUGCGACGAAAGCGUUCAUAGAACUUCAAAAACACCAGUUGGCCGUUCGUCGUACUGUCGCGGAAUGGAUAGAAUUGCACAGAAAACCCCCGACUCCUGCUGUCCAAAAGGAAAUGAUAGCUAAAGUGUUACACAUUAGUUCAAAGUUUCUACCUGAAUCUGUGAAGGCUCAAGAGUUUUUGAAUAAAUUCUCAAAUCAUAUGAAAAAAGCGCCGGAAUUGUUACAAGGAAUGGAGACUAUAUUGAAUCCAAAUGUCAGUUGCGAAGUGUGCGUUCGCACUACAUCAAAUGUCUUAAAGAAACUGGGUCAGCCAGUAAUGACAAACCUAUACUACAACACAGUGAAGAUGCUUCUAGAAAGAGUGAGCUCGGUUAUGGUGGACCACGACUCGUUACUUAUACUAGUGGGGUAUGUGGAAGGAGCAGUGAAAGGCACCGAUCCAUCUAUUGCUGAGGAAUGUGGUAUCGACAUAAAGAAAGCAGCGGAGCGAGGUCUCAAGCUGCUGGUGAUGCUGUCGUUCGUGUUCCCCGCGCACUUCCUGCACGAGGACGUGCUGCACCGCCUCACCUGCCUGCUGGAGAUGGACGACGAGACCGUCGCGCCCCACAUACUGGCCGCACUCACGUUCCUGGGGAAAUAUAGGCCGUUGAGUGAAGCGUGUCCCGCAUUGUUCCCUAAACUGAUAACGCUGUGUAAAGCGUAUGCUGAAGUCGGUACACCCAAACAAGCCAAGAACGCUGUUAGAUGUCUGUACGUGAACGUGCCGGAGCAGCGCACGGCCAUCUUCACGGAGAUCCUCGAGACGUUGAAGAGCACGCUGAGCCCGCACUCGGAGCACUACCGCACCGCCAUCGUCACGCUCGGACACAUCGCACACAACCUGCCCGACAACUUCCCUGUGCAUAUUAAGAAUAUCGUUUCUAGAAAGAUAGUAAAAGAGCUGUUAGUCCGCGAAGGCGGUGGCGGUUCCAACGCUCCGGAGGGUGAUUGGUGUGAUGAAGAGGAGCUACCCGAAGAGACUCGCUGCAAGCUCGAGGGGCUCAAGUGUAUGGCGAGGUGGCUACUCGGACUCAAGAAGGACGAGCUCUCCGCACAGAAGACGUUCAGGAUGCUCAAUGCUUUCAUUGUUCAUAAAGGAGAUUUGUUGCAGCAAAAGCAAGUAUCUAAAGCGGAGAUGGCUCACCUGCGGCUGGCGGCGGGCGCGGCCAUGCUUAAAAUAUGCGAGCAGAAGGGCGUCGGCGACCAGUUCACCGCCGAUCAGUUUUACAAUCUGUCGCAUUUGAUGGUGGAUGAGGUUCCACAAGUACGAGAGGGUUUUGCAGCAAAAUUACACAAAGGUUUAUCAAAGGGUAUCCCCAACAAGUGCCUGCCGCUGGACUUCAUGGGGAUGUACGCGCUGGCGGGGCGCGAGCCCGACCGCCGCGCGCGCGGCCUCGUGCGCCAGUACAUGCUGGCCGACGUCGUGCGCCGCCGCGAGUACGUGCGCAACAUCACCAUUGGCACCAAAGUGGAACGUGCCGUGAGCCAGCUACCACACAUCCUGCCCGACUACAUGAUGGUGUUCGCGGUGCCGGUGCUGGCGCACGACCCCGCCUUCACCGCCUACGACAAUGUGCAGCAGCUUAAGGUGGUAAAACAAUGUCUCUGGUUCGUCCUCGAGCCGCUCAUCACACGCAACGACUUCUAUUGCUACGGUUUCUACAAGAGUCUCGUCGAGCGUAUGAAGAACCACAAGGACGCGCUCAACGAGACUGAUGACGCCGUCAACUAUAAACUGUGGGCGACAUGCGACCUGGCGAUGUCGGUGAUAUGGACGCGCUCGAGCAGCUUCGAGCUGCGCGAGUUCCCUUCGGACGCGCGCAUCCCCACCAUGUACUUCGCGCCGCAGCCCGAUUUCUUCAUCAACACGCGCGUCUUUUUGCCGCCAGAGCUACAGUUCCAACCGAAGCGCGCGACGAGCACGGACGCGGCCAGUGUGCGCGGCAAGAAGCGCGCGCGCCCCGCCGACCCGGAGAACACCAACGAUGUCGAGCCUAUCGUUGCUCGAUCUGGAAGUAUCGAUGCUAAGCCCUCAGAAGCGUCUGACACGCAGAUACUGCUGCCCGGCAUCGAGCAGCCGCCCGAGACGGACCUUGAGGAGCCCCAGUCCAAGCGCGCCCUCAGCGAC
Brenthis ino (lesser marbled fritillary) is the source of this 3606-nucleotide messenger RNA. The record is from the annotation of a GenBank genome assembly. NCBI's taxonomy places the organism in Eukaryota, Metazoa, Arthropoda, Insecta, Lepidoptera, Nymphalidae.